UUACCCAAGGAGGAUUCAUUCAUAAGACCAAAUCUGCUUGUUUGUACCGUAAUUUUAUCCUGUAUCCACCGGGUCUUGCCGCCAAACGGACUUUAUGGAUCUAUCGAAGUGAGGAAGGAAGAACCGAGGACUGGGGACAAUUUAUAUCCCCAUUUUUUUGGCGGGGAAGUGGAUUAAAUAUUCUCCAUGCAACUUUUUUGGAAAGACAGCAGGAGCAGCUCCGCCGAAAACAGCAACAACUCUAUUAAAGGUGCCACGCUCCCUUUCGGUCCCCCCGGGGAGAUGUACCAAGGGUUCCCCGGCGACCACGACAGCGGUUCCCGUGGAAGCUCAUCUCCAUCCAUAGAGUCCCAGUACCUUUCCUCCGUGGACUCCUUUGGGAGCCCGCCGACCACCAGUGCUCCCCAGGAGUGUGUGUCAGCCGGAGCUGGCUUGAGCAUUGUGGGCAGCGGGCCAGGAUCCAGCGCCGGAGGGGAGAUGCCCGGCUCAUUUGUGCCAACUGUCACUGCCAUCACAACCAGCCAGGACCUGCAGUGGAUGGUUCAGCCUACACUCGUCUCCUCCCAGGCCUCGGGACAGAGCGGCACCACUGGCACCUCCACAAUGACACAGCCGGUGUCACUGGUUGACCCUUACGACAUGCCGGGCCCGAGUUAUUCUUCCGGGUCCGGAUUCACACCUCCGAGUUCGGACACCCCCGGUCCGGCUACGGGUCCCAUUCGCCACUCCAGAACCCGUAGUCGUCGCACGCGAGAGGAGUCUGUGAGUGAAGACGGAGAUGUUGGUGUGUUACUGUCCCCGGAGGAGGAGGAGAAGCGGCGUGUCCGUCGAGAGAGGAACAAACUGGCCGCCGCCAAAUGCAGAAACCGGCGGCGGGAGCUCACAGACAGACUGCAGUCGGAGACAGAUAACCUGGAGGAGGAAAAGGCCGAGCUGGAGGCGGAGAUCUCCGAGCUCCAGAAGGAGAAGGAGCGCCUGGAGUUUGUGCUGGUGGCCCACCAGCCCAACUGCAAGAUCCUCUACCAGGAGCAGCCGCCGCCGGGCUCCACGCCGCUCCCCGCCCAGACCUUACAACCCUCUGCCUCCAUUGUGAGCUUGGCAGUGAAGGAAGACUCUUUCUUUCUCCCCGCUGCCUACACAACAGGCCACCCGGCCUCCUCGCAGUCGCAGCAACAGCAGCAGCAGCAGCAGCAGCAGCCGCCUCACCCCGGGAUGAUGCAGGAGGUAGAGUUUUCUCGUUCUUUCUAUGGCUCGAGUGAGGCAGUGACGCUCGGCGGGCCGUGCCUCAUGGCCGGCGACGGGGGCGACGGCGGUUGUGGUGGCGGUAACCGUGACGAUGCGACCAUUGCCAACCACAGCACCUCAUACACAUCUUCAUUUGUGUUCACCUACCCAGAGGGAGCCUGCGGGGUCAGUGCCAACCAUCGGAACAGCAGUAGCGAGCAGUCAUCUGAUUCCUUGAACUCGCCCUCCCUGCUGGCGCUCUGACUGACCGACAAAACGCGCGUAACUUAUGCUUGACGACGGUAUGGGGUGACGCCCCUUUGAGCGGUCUUGCAGAUUGAGUAAAAGAAACACAAAAAUUUAAGAAUUCCACGAGCGAGCCAUGCCAACUUGAGUGUGGCGCUAUGUGAAUCCGACAUAUGAUCCACGUUAGACUCAUGUGCACCCACCUCGUUCCCUCUGAGGGUCCCUCCUUUCAUUCACUCUUUCAUCCCUCCCUCCUCUUUUUGAAGAGUUGUAUUAGCGCACAAAAGGAGGAGAGACAGAUUGCACUCACCACCGCCAAGCCUUCAUCCCGUUUUUCUUUUACAAUUCCUCUGCCAUGCUUCUCCUCCUCUGUCUCUUGUGUUUCUCCUCCUCUCUCUCUCUCUCUCUCUCUCUAAAGUCCCCGACCCCCGAGAGCCCGAAGACCCCCGAGAGUCCUUGGAACCUUGAGUGAAAACACACACAGACCACCUUAACCUGUCAGGUUAAGACGCAGAAGACCUGGAUCAGGAUUCUGGAUUCCUAAAGAGCUCACACCCCCGGACGCUUGCACACACACACACACACACACACACACACACACACACACACACACACACACACACACACAGACACACACACA
Molecule: messenger RNA, 2110 nt
Organism: Entelurus aequoreus (snake pipefish)
Lineage: Eukaryota; Metazoa; Chordata; Actinopteri; Syngnathiformes; Syngnathidae
Gene: fosb
Product: FBJ murine osteosarcoma viral oncogene homolog B
Exons: 5
Coding region: 187-1488 (433 amino acids)
Biological process (GO): regulation of transcription by RNA polymerase II
Cellular component (GO): nucleus
Molecular function (GO): DNA-binding transcription factor activity, RNA polymerase II-specific; RNA polymerase II cis-regulatory region sequence-specific DNA binding
Source: RefSeq, a predicted model, not a curated record